Arctia plantaginis is the source of this 882-nucleotide messenger RNA. Lineage: Eukaryota; Metazoa; Arthropoda; Insecta; Lepidoptera; Erebidae. The record is from the annotation of a GenBank genome assembly.
AUGACUUACGGAAAUGUACAAAGAUUCUUUUUGCGGACCGUAGCAAGCCAAGGAGUUGUAUCUCUGCAUGAAAUUAAAAAAAUUCUGGAAACAUUUACCGGUGGUAAUGAGGAAAUAAAAAUUCCUGAUAUGGUGAAAGAAGUAAAUGAUGAAAUACGUCAGUAUCAGCAGGAAAUUAAACUUACAAAUGAUGAGGUGACUAAUGAAGAGGUUGUAGUCUUUAUGUCUGUUGGUUAUGAUGAUGCUACAAAAGCACAAAAUGUUUUCUCUCCAACUGAGUUGGAAUUCUUCAGGACACUUAUUGAGCAAAUCAUGACUACUGAAUCUAGGCAGGUCACAGGAAUUAAUGCUAUCAAUUUAGUUGGUAACAUGAAAUCAUCUUUUACUAAAACUGAUGCACAAAAACUUCUCAACACGUGGUGUAAAAUGCGGUAUCUGGACAAGGAAGAAAAUAAUUAUGCACUAGGUGUGAGAGCUAUCCAUGAAUUUGAAGGCUACCUUCGACAGAACAUGCCAGAUAUCAUCCUAGAAUGCUGCCUUUGCAAGCAAAUUGUUUAUAGAGGUUACAAUUGUCCUGGUUGCUUCUUAGCAGUACAUACAAGAUGCCUCAAGCGGUACUUAGAAAAAGUUCAAAAAUGGCCUUGUUGUAAAAUUGACUUCAGUACUGAGCAGUUAGAGCGAUUGAACAAUGACAGUUCCAGGCUAACACAAACUCAACAGUUACAGUCGACUCAACAGACGCUAUCCACUCAACAGUCAGCUGUAUACAACACUAUAGCUGAACCAACUCUGAAUUCAUCAAAUGAUUUAGAAAUGACUCAAGACACAUCGUCAGAGCUUUCACAAAGAGUCACGCGGAAGAGAAAGCGUCAGCUUGAAUAG